AUGGCAGAGAAGGGCCCCUACCAGGUCUCCUGGAUCCUGAAAAAAAUAUUGAAAAACAAGAAAAAAGCAGCCAUUCAGGUGCAGGCCUGGUGGCGUGGGACUCUGGUGCGCAGGGCACUGCUGCACGCAGCCCUCAGAGCCUGGGUCAUUCAGUGCUGGUGGCGGCUGACGCUCAGAAGGAUCCUGGAGAAGAAACGGAGGAAAGCGUUGAUCGACUUCUCAAACAUGGAGAGAGCUGCGGUGACGCUCCAGUCUCUGGUUCGGAUGUGGCGUAUCCACUGGCGGUACUGCCAGGUCCUCAGUGCUAUCUACACCAUCCAGGGCCACUGGAAAUACCACAACUGCCAGGCAUGCUCGCUCCUGCGGGGUCACUGUGUGAUCACCACCACUCACCUACAGUUCCAUAUUGAGAUCAUUGACCACUGA
Molecule: messenger RNA, 426 nt
Organism: Mus pahari (shrew mouse)
Lineage: Eukaryota; Metazoa; Chordata; Mammalia; Rodentia; Muridae
Gene: Iqcf2
Product: IQ motif containing F2
Exons: 2
Coding region: 1-426 (141 amino acids)
Molecular function (GO): calmodulin binding
Source: RefSeq, a predicted model, not a curated record